This is a messenger RNA of Penicillium taxi, 204 nucleotides long. RefSeq lists its product as uncharacterized. The transcript is spliced from 2 exons. Bases 1 to 204 code for a protein of 67 amino acids. The record is from RefSeq and is a predicted model, not a curated record. Lineage: Eukaryota; Fungi; Ascomycota; Eurotiomycetes; Eurotiales; Aspergillaceae.
AUGGCCCAGAGUCAGGCCCUCUGGUCUUGCCAGACUCUUGGUCUGGUCGGGCUCCCUGAUUUCACGGGCGUCGGUCAUGCCCCGGAGGAUGUAUUAGAAGCUGGGCGGGGUACCCUCUUCCAAGUCAGGGUAGAACUCAUCAGCGUGGGCGAGCUUGUCCAUAGCGUUGUCUUAACCCCACUUUUCAUAGUAUUCAACGAUUGA